Sinocyclocheilus rhinocerous is the source of this 2058-nucleotide messenger RNA. Its product is annotated as T-complex protein 1 subunit alpha-like. Gene Ontology annotation, biological process: protein folding. The record is from RefSeq and is a predicted model, not a curated record. The transcript has 11 exons. Bases 229 to 1830 code for a protein of 533 amino acids. NCBI's taxonomy places the organism in Eukaryota, Metazoa, Chordata, Actinopteri, Cypriniformes, Cyprinidae. Gene Ontology annotation, molecular function: ATP hydrolysis activity; ATP binding; ATP-dependent protein folding chaperone.
UUAAUAGCUCUUUCAGUCUGUGGAUUAAUCUGCGUGGUUUUCGAGCUCUUUAUGAACAUCAGUGUGUAGAGUGGAGUCUCUGGAUCGCUUCAGUGGCUCUCGUGUGUGUGUUUGAGUGUGAACUAAAAGCUGCUCUUCUGGACUGAUCUGGAACUUUCCGCGCGCGCGCCCCUCCCGCUCUCACGCUACCCAUAACCCCCCGCGCCUCCAUUCUUCUCUCCAUCCAACAUGUCCAUGAUAGAGGGUCCGUUAAACGUGCUCGGCCAGAGGACGACCGGCGAGUCCGUCAGGACCCAAAACGGUGAGUCGGGAUGCGCUCGUGUUUGCCCUCAACAAACCAAAGGGACGCGAUACUUCAUCGGCCUUGAGCAUUGUGUCCUGGUCCUCUGUGAGCUAGCAGAGCUGCAGGAUAAGGAGGUUGGAGAUGGCACAACAUCAGUGGUGAUCAUCGCCGCCGAGCUGCUGAAGAGUGCCGAUGAGCUCGUCAAACAGAAGAUCCACCCCACCUCCAUCAUCAGUGGAUACAGACUGGCCUGCAAGGAGGCAGUCCGAUACAUCAAUGAGAAUCUGACCAUCAGCACAGAUGACUUGGGCAGAGAGUGUCUCAUCAAUGCUGCCAAGACAUCCAUGUCCUCUAAGAUUAUCGGAGUUGAUUCAGAUUUUUUUGCUAAUAUGGUGGUGGACGCUGCCCUGGCUGUGAAGUUUGUUGAUGGGAAAGGUGUUGCUCGCUAUCCCAUCAACUCUGUGAAUGUGCUGAAGGCUCACGGACGCAGCCAGAAAGAGAGUUUCCUCGUCAACGGAUACGCACUUAACUGCACUGUCGGAUCACAAGGAAUGGUAAAGCGCGUGUCCAACGCCAAGAUAGCCUGUCUGGACUUUAGCCUGCAGAAAACCAAGAUGAAGCUGGGUGUUCAGGUGGUCAUCAGUGAUCCAGAGAAACUGGACCAAAUCAGACAGAGGGAGUCAGACAUCACGAAGGAGCGCAUUCAGAAGAUCCUGGCGUCGGGGGCAAAUGUGAUUCUGACCACAGGAGGCAUUGAUGACAUGUGUCUGAAAUACUUUGUAGAUGUAGGAGCCUUGGCUGUGAGGAGGGUGCUCAAGAGGGACCUCAAGCGCAUCGCCAAAGCAACUGGGGCCACUGUGUGCUCGUCUCUGUCUAACCUGGAGGGAGAGGAGACGUUUGAGGCGGCCAUGCUGGGUCAGGCAGAGGAGGUAGUGCAGGACAGAGUGUGUGACGACGAGCUCAUCCUCAUCAAGAACACAAAGGCACGCACAUCUGCCUCUAUCGUCUUGCGUGGGGCGAAUGAUUUCAUGUGUGAUGAAAUGGAGCGCUCGCUGCAUGAUGCCCUGUGUGUGGUGAAGAGGGUGCUGGAGUCCAAGUCUGUGGUACCAGGAGGUGGCGCUGUAGAGGCUGCACUGUCCAUUUAUCUGGAGAACUAUGCAACAAGCAUGGGUUCCCGUGAGCAGCUGGCUAUUGCUGAGUUUGCUCGCUCUCUGCUCGUCAUUCCUAAAAGUCUGGCAGUCAACGCCGCACAAGACUCCACUGACCUGGUGGCCAAACUCAGAGCCUUCCACAAUGAGGCUCAGGUCAACCCUGAACGCAAGAACCUCAAAUGGAUCGGGUUGGACCUGGUGAAUGGAAAGCCAAGAGACAACAAGCAGGCGGGAGUGUAUGAACCCACGAUGGUUAAAACCAAGAGUCUGAAGUUCGCCACAGAGGCAGCCAUCACCAUCCUUCGAAUCGAUGACCUUAUCAAGCUCUUCCCUGACCAGAAAGAGGGCGGGCCCUCCUACCAGGAUGCUGUCCAAUCAGGAUCUCUGGAGGGAUAAAGUCCAGCUGCAUCAACUCUUUAAUUGGCUGGUUCUGGUGUCGCUCCACUCAGCUUUUAUAUUUAUAUUUGGAUCCGGAUCCAACUGAUGAGCUGUUAGUGUAGAAUGUGCACUUUGUUUGCGUUACAUAUGUUUUGCUAUUAACAUGGCUUGUUUGUCAUGUGUAAUGUAACAAAUGUUCCUUUUUCUGCCAUUUCAAAGACAAUAAACCAGAAUGGUGUUGAAAGG